Erinaceus europaeus (western European hedgehog) is the source of this 4388-nucleotide messenger RNA. It is a transcript of the gene TCERG1, whose product is annotated as transcription elongation regulator 1. Gene Ontology annotation, cellular component: nucleus. NCBI's taxonomy places the organism in Eukaryota, Metazoa, Chordata, Mammalia, Eulipotyphla, Erinaceidae. The transcript is spliced from 23 exons. Gene Ontology annotation, molecular function: RNA polymerase binding; transcription coregulator activity. The record is from RefSeq and is a predicted model, not a curated record. The coding region runs from base 70 to 3540 and encodes 1156 amino acids.
AGGGAUUGACGAUUGGUCUAACCAAUCGGGUACGCCAAGUCGGCGGGUGGAUGAACGCGGCCUUCUGUAAUGGCGGAGCGUGGCGGGGACGGGGGAGACGGUGAACGAUUCAACCCCGGGGAGCUCAGGAUGGCUCAACAGCAGGCCUUGAGGUUUCGAGGCCCGGCUCCCCCACCGAAUGCAGUGAUGCGAGGCCCGCCACCUCUCAUGCGACCUCCUCCACCCUUUGGUAUGAUGAGGGGCCCUCCACCACCACCUCGGCCCCCCUUUGGACGUCCUCCUUUUGAUCCCAAUAUGCCGCCAAUGCCUCCUCCAGGAGGGAUUCCUCCCCCCAUGGGUCCUCCACACCUCCAGAGACCACCUUUCAUGCCUCCACCAAUGGGAACCAUGCCUCCUCCUCCGGGUAUGAUGUUUCCACCAGGAAUGCCUCCUGUGACUGCUCCUGGCACUCCAGCACUGCCUCCGACUGAAGAGAUAUGGGUAGAAAAUAAAACUCCAGAUGGAAAGGUUUAUUAUUACAAUGCUCGAACACGCGAAUCUGCAUGGACCAAGCCAGAUGGAGUUAAGGUUAUUCAGCAGUCAGAACUGACACCUAUGCUUGCAGCCCAGGCUCAGGUUCAGGCCCAAGCACAGGCCCAGGCCCAGGCUCAGGCCCAAGCCCAGGCUCAGGCUCAAGCUCAGGCCCAGGCCCAAGCUCAGGCCCAAGCUCAGGCUCAGGCUCAGGCUCAGGCUCAGGCCCAAGCUCAGGCCCAGGCUCAGGCCCAGGCUCAAGCUCAGGCCCAGGCUCAAGCUCAGGCCCAGGCCCAGGCUCAAGCUCAAGCUCAAGCUCAGGCCCAAGCUCAGGCCCAGGCCCAGGCCCAGGCCCAGGCUCAGGCUCAGGCACAGGCACAAGUGCAAGCACAAGCAGUAGGAGCUUCUACCCCUACGACCAGCAGUCCAGGACCUGCAGUAUCCACUUCAACCUCAUCGUCCACCCCAUCCUCUACCACUUCUACGACAACAACUGCCUCUUCAGUUUCGCAGACAGUAUCAACACCCACAACACAAGAUCAGACCCCAAGUUCUGCUGUUUCAGUUGCCACGCCUACAGUUAGUGUUUCAGCUCCUGCUCCUUCAGCCACACCUGUGCAAACCGUUCCCCAGCCGCACCCCCAGACGUUACCUCCUGCUGUCCCUCAUUCAGUACCUCAACCAGCUGCAGCAAUACCUGCUUUUCCACCAGUAAUGGUACCUCCGUUUCGUGUUCCCCUUCCUGGCAUGCCAAUUCCACUUCCAGGUGUAGCAAUGAUGCAAAUAGUCAGCUGCCCGUAUGUAAAGACAGUCGCUACCACCAAGACCGGUGUAUUGCCAGGAAUGGCCCCUCCUAUCGUACCCAUGAUACAUCCCCAGGUUGCUAUUGCAGCUUCACCUGCUACCUUAGCUGGAGCAACAGCAAUUUCUGAGUGGACUGAAUAUAAGACAGCAGAUGGGAAGACUUACUAUUAUAAUAAUAGAACAUUAGAAUCAACCUGGGAAAAGCCCCAAGAACUAAAGGAGAAAGAAAAAUUAGAGGAGAAGAUUAAAGAGCCAAUUAAAGAACCUUCUGAAGAACCUUUACCAAUGGACACAGAAGAGGAAGAUCCUAAAGAAGAACCGAUAAAAGAGAUCAAGGAGGUAAAACUCCAUCAUCUGCUACCCUGGGAGCCAGCCAGCAUGACUUGUUGGGAACCCAAGGAAGAAGAGAUGACUGAAGAAGAAAAGGCUGCCCAGAAGGCAAAGCCAGUAGCUACUACACCUAUUCCUGGUACUCCAUGGUGUGUUGUUUGGACUGGGGAUGAACGGGUCUUCUUCUACAAUCCUACCACCCGUCUUUCUAUGUGGGACCGACCUGAUGAUCUCAUUGGAAGGGCAGAUGUUGACAAAAUUAUUCAAGAACCUCCUCAUAAAAAAGGAAUGGAAGAAAUGAAGAAAUUAAGACACCCGACCCCAACAAUGCUGUCCAUCCAAAAGUGGCAGUUCUCAAUGAGUGCAAUUAAAGAUGAACAAGAUUUAAUGGAAGAAAUUAAUGAAGAUGAACCUGUUAAAGCCAAAAAACGGAAGAGAAUGUCAAAGAAGUCCUUUAUGUGGAUUGCCCGAGCUUCUCUAUUUAGGAGAGAUGAUAAUAAAGACAUUGAUUCAGAGAAAGAAGCUGCCAUGGAGGCUGAAAUUAAAGCUGCCCGAGAAAGGGCCAUUGUCCCUCUGGAGGCCCGAAUGAAGCAGUUCAAGGACAUGCUGCUAGAGAGAGGGGUGUCUGCCUUUUCAACAUGGGAGAAGGAGUUGCACAAGAUAGUUUUUGAUCCUCGGUACUUAUUACUCAAUCCUAAGGAGAGAAAACAGGUAUUUGAUCAGUAUGUAAAGACCAGAGCAGAGGAAGAACGCAGGGAAAAGAAAAACAAAAUAAUGCAAGCCAAGGAAGAUUUCAAAAAAAUGAUGGAAGAAGCAAAAUUUAAUCCAAGAGCUACUUUCAGUGAAUUUGCAGCCAAGCAUGCUAAAGAUUCAAGAUUCAAAGCAAUUGAGAAGAUGAAAGAUCGAGAAGCUUUGUUUAAUGAAUUUGUGGCAGCUGCAAGGAAGAAAGAGAAAGAAGAUUCAAAGACCAGGGGUGAGAAGAUUAAAUCAGAUUUCUUUGAGCUGUUGUCUAAUCAUCAUUUGGACAGUCAGUCUCGAUGGAGUAAAGUAAAAGACAAAGUAGAAAGUGAUCCACGUUACAAAGCAGUGGACAGUUCAUCAAUGAGAGAAGAUCUUUUCAAACAGUACAUUGAAAAAAUAGCUAAGAAUUUAGAUUCAGAGAAAGAAAAGGAGCUUGAAAGACAGGCCCGCAUUGAGGCAAGUCUUCGAGAACGAGAAAGGGAGGUUCAAAAGGCUCGGUCAGAACAGACAAAAGAAAUAGAUCGAGAGAGAGAACAACACAAACGAGAAGAAGCUAUCCAGAAUUUCAAGGCUCUUCUGUCUGACAUGGUACGUUCUUCAGAUGUAUCAUGGUCUGAUACUCGGAGGACUCUCCGGAAAGAUCACCGUUGGGAAUCUGGAUCCUUAUUGGAAAGAGAGGAGAAAGAGAAACUUUUUAAUGAACACAUUGAAGCACUUACCAAAAAGAAGCGGGAGCACUUUAGGCAACUUCUGGAUGAAACUUCUGCAAUUACCUUAACAUCUACAUGGAAAGAAGUAAAAAAAAUCAUUAAGGAAGAUCCUCGGUGCAUUAAGUUUUCUUCCAGUGACAGGAAAAAACAGCGAGAGUUUGAAGAAUACAUCAGAGACAAAUACAUCACAGCCAAAGCUGACUUCAGGACACUUUUGAAAGAGACCAAAUUUAUAACAUAUAGAUCCAAAAAACUAAUCCAAGAAUCUGAUCAGCACCUGAAAGAUGUAGAAAAGAUCUUGCAGAAUGACAAACGGUAUCUAGUACUAGACUGUGUGCCAGAGGAGAGGCGCAAACUGAUUGUGGCGUAUGUGGAUGACCUGGAUCGCAGGGGUCCACCUCCACCACCUACAGCUUCAGAGCCCACAAGACGAUCAACAAAAUAGUUCUCAAUGCUCUUCCACAAGGGGGCGUAUCUAGUAACUCAAAACACUUGCAUGAGCCAAUUUUCAGGUUUUUACAUGUAUGUGCAUUAGUCAAAUUCUGACAAAACCAUCUGACGGAAGGAGAAGCAUUUGUGAACAGUUUCUGAACAGAGAACACUUUGGAAAUAUUUAUGCUUUACUUUGUGUGGCAUGACUGACAUACAUACUCAAAUAUAGGCUGUCUCUAGUAAAUCUAAAAUCUUGAAGCUAAAAAUCAUCCUUUUAUGAGGUGUGAAAGCCAGUUACUUUUGGUGACAUUCUUUCUAGCAGUGUUACACAUGCAAGACUGUAAAGUAAGUUAAUUUGUGGUUUGAAUUUGCAAGAUGCAAAUACCACAGACUCCAAGAAAUCCUAAAUUUGGGUUUGUUUUGUUUUGAUUUUGUUUUUUAAAACGGGUAAAAACACUGAAAAUUGAAUACUUCCAGGGGCUGGUUAUUAUAAUGGACAUACUUUUACCUUUGUCUCUAAAGAACACUUCAGAUUUAUUUGUUCACGUAUGUGUUAAUGAUCCCCUUUGAAUUAUAGGCCAGGUCUUACCUAGCCUAAGAGAAGAUUUAUUUAGUAAUUUCUUCUCAGGUAUGGAACCACAGUCAUAACACAGUUGCAGGAUAGAACUGCUGGUUAGACAUUUUAUUCACCACUAAAUGAUCUUUACCAAUAUUCUGGAUUAGACAACAAAUUACCUGAGUAUUCUCUGUAAACUAUACUCCUGUUUGAAUGUUAACCUUUUGUUUCUAAAGUUUAAUUUUAAGAUGUUUGAAUAUUCAGUUUAUGUAUUUGAACUACAAUAAACCAACACUUUUUAUAUA